Cariama cristata (Red-legged seriema) is the source of this 1122-nucleotide messenger RNA. Its product is annotated as rab GTPase-activating protein 1-like, isoform 10. The record is from RefSeq and is a predicted model, not a curated record. Lineage: Eukaryota; Metazoa; Chordata; Aves; Cariamiformes; Cariamidae. Bases 94 to 828 code for a protein of 244 amino acids. The transcript has 7 exons.
GGAGGAAGAGUAAAGGUGGCCCUGUAAGAGACUUUCAGCUGGAAAUUAAAAGUAUGGUGAACGAGAUCAAAACAUCUCUUAGCUAUUGACUGGAUGCCCAAGAGGGAAAACCGCAGGCUCCAAGAAGCAAGCAUGCGGCUGGAGCAGGAGAACGAUGACCUCGCCCAUGAGCUUGUAACAAGCAAAAUCGCCUUACGGAAUGACCUGGACCAGGCUGAAGACAAAGCAGAUGUGUUGAACAAGGAACUUCUCCUGACCAAACAGAAGCUAGUGGAGACUGAGGAAGAGAAACGGAAGCAGGAAGAGGAAACUGCUCAGCUGAAGGAAGUCUUCAGGAAGCAGCUAGAGAAGGCAGAAUCUGAGAUCAAGAAAACCACAGCCAUUAUUGCAGAGUAUAAACAGAUUUGCUCCCAGCUGAGUACCAGGCUGGAAAAACAACAAGCGGCCAGUAAAGAUGAACUGGAGGUUGUGAAGGGUAAAGUGAUGGCCUGCAAACACUGCAGUGAGAUUUUCAGUAAGGAGGGGGCACUGAAGCUGCCUGCCGUAAACACGGAGAAUAAAGGCAUAGAAACAGAUGAUGAGAAGGAUGCGCUGAAGAAGCAGCUGAGAGAGAUGGAGCUGGAACUUGCACAGACCAAACUGCAGCUUGUGGAAGCCAAGUGCAAAAUUCAGGAGCUGGAGCACCAGAGAGGAGCCCUUAUGAAUGAAAUCCAAGCUGCCAAAAACUCUUGGUUUAGCAAAACCCUGAACUCUAUCAAAACGGCCACAGGCACACAGCCACCGCAGCACCCACAGCCGCCCCUGCCACCCAGAGAGGGCAGUACAUAGUGCCAGCCCGAGCCGACACAAGAGCACAAAGAACACCACAGCUGAAACCCUGGAGGAUUCUUCCAGUGGUCCCUCCUCUUGGGGAAAGGACAAAAGGCAGGAGCGCAGGCUUGAAGUGAAAUUCUUCGGUGUUUUUCAUUCAUUCUGAUGUGACCCUUUUCAAAGGGGGAAAAAAGAUAAUUCCUGUUUUAUGUUGAAUUCUUACUUCCCAAAUUGCCUUGCUGAAAGCCACGUUCUGAUACCUUCAUACUUUUACACUUUAUUUUAUAUGACUAGAUGUUAAAUAAAUACUUC